Messenger RNA from Plasmodium reichenowi, 5211 nucleotides. RefSeq lists its product as hypothetical. Gene Ontology annotation, biological process: tRNA methylation. The record is from RefSeq and is a predicted model, not a curated record. Bases 1 to 5211 code for a protein of 1736 amino acids. Gene Ontology annotation, molecular function: protein binding. NCBI's taxonomy places the organism in Eukaryota, Apicomplexa, Aconoidasida, Haemosporida, Plasmodiidae. The transcript has a single exon. Gene Ontology annotation, cellular component: cytoplasm.
AUGCUUAGUAUAUAUAAAAGAAUUUGUUGUAAUAAUGCACUAAGAGCUAUAUGUAUUAUAAAUAAAUCUGUAAUAUGUGUUUCAUUCGGAAAUAUUAUAAGAAUAAUAAAUGUACGAAAUAUAGAUAUCUUAGCAGAUUGUGUAGUAUCUAGUAGUAGUCAUAUAUAUGGCUUUUGUUAUAAGAAAGAAAAUAAUAAAAAAUAUGGUAUAUUAAUAGCACAUGGUGUACAUAAAAUAUAUAUUUAUAAAUUAUAUAUAAAUUUAAGGAAUGAAAAAUGUUUAUUGAAGUUAUUAAAAAAAUAUUGUACGAACAAAUGGAUUUUAAAAACGACAUUUUUUUUAAAAAAGGAAGAAGAUGACAUGAUUUUUUCAAAUUCCAUGUCCUUUACAUAUGAGAGACAUAAAAAUGAAAAGACACAUAAUAUCGAUAAAAUAAAUAAUAUAGAAAAUAAAGAUUUACAAAAAAUUAAAAACAUUCUUAUCAUAUCAUUAAGUAACGGGAGUAUUUUAUUAUUAGAUAUAUAUAAAGGUAUAAGUUCAUUAAAAUAUAAAUUUAUAGGUAUACAUUUAUUAUAUAGUUCUGAUAUAUUCAUAAAGCAUAAAAAAAAAUGUUACAAUAUAUAUGUCGUAGGAGGUACUCCAUUUAAUAAAAUAUUAUUGUGGUCAUUUAAAAUUAAUAAAAAAGAUAUUACAAAAUAUUGGUGUGCUCAAACAAAGAAAAAUAAUAACAUAAAUAAUAAUAAAAUUAGUAUACCAUUAAAACAUUUCGAAGAAUUAUCUGGACAUAGAGGUAUCAUUUUUAAAGUUAAAUUUUUUAAAAGCACAAAAUAUAUCUGCUCAGUUUCUGAUGAUAGAGAAGGACGUGUAUGGUAUAGGAUGAAGAAUGAAGAAUUUAUUAAGAAAACAAAUAAAAGGAUAGUAGAAAAAAAAAAUACAUAUCAAAUGAAUAAACCCUCUUUUUAUUAUUAUACAUGUAUAAAAAUAUUAACAGGUCAUAAUGCUAGAGUAUGGGAUAUAGAUAUGGGGAAGUUUAAAAACAAAUUAUUUUUUUUUACAUGUAGUGAAGAUAGUAUGUGUAAUGUUUAUUCUAAAAAUCAAAACAAGUUUUUUAAAUAUUCAAAUAAUAAUUCUAGCACAAUCAGAUGUAUAUUAUAUCAUUCUUAUAUGCAAUUAAUUAUAUCAGGAUCGGAUAAUGGCACCUUACACAUUAAGCCCAUAACUUCUUUUUUUUUACAAACACACAACGAUUUAAACCAGGUAAAAAAUAUAUAUAAACAUAAUAAUAAUAAUAAGAAGAAUGAUAAUUAUUAUAAUUGUGGAGAGGAUCACAUUUCACACCCACUAUGCAACAACAAUAUAAUGAUGGAAGAUAAAAAAAAUCAUAAAAAUAAACUUCUUUAUAAUUCCGGUACAUCAAUAAAUAUGUAUGAAGAAAAUAUUAUAAAAAGAAACCCUUGUAUAGAUUAUAUAAAUAGUGUUGUACAAAAGAACGAUACGAUUAAUUUUUAUGUAGAUGAAUUAUGUAAAAUUAUGAAAAAGAAAAAUGACUGGAUAAGAUCUGUAGAUCAUAUAAAUUUAUAUGAUGUAAUAGUUUGUACAAAUUUUGGACGAAUAUACAUUUUAAAAACAAAAGAAAAAAAUAGAAAGUUAUUUUUAAUAUAUGAAGAACAACGAGAGAAUUAUUUGUUGACUUGUUUAACUUUUUUCGGAACUCAAUGUAUGUGUUUAGGAUAUAGUAAUGGAUAUUGCUGUUUUGUUAUUUUAAAUGAGGAAUAUGAUAAUUAUACAAAUUGUAAAAAUGAAAAUAAUAUAAAAUAUAAUAAACAAAUAGAAGAUAUAAAUAAAGAGCAGGAUAAUAUAUUUUAUGAAUCUCAAUUUAUAUCUGAUGAAAACAAAAAUUUACAAUCAACAUAUUUCUCAUGUUUUAAUCAUCGUAUAAGUGAAAUGUUGUUAGUACCAUUAUCAUGUAUAAGUUAUUAUAAUAUCAUUGAUUCGAUUUCUACAAAUGAAAUGAGCAAAUAUAUUGAUCACGUUUUGUAUUUACGUAUGCGUCAGAGUAAACAAAAUAAAGAACAAAAUGUAAUAAAAAAAAAUAAUAAUAAAAAAAAUAAUAAUAAUAAAAAUAAUAAUAACAAUAAUAAUAAUAAUAAUAAUAAUAACAAUAACAAUAAUAACAAUAAUAAUAAUAAUAAUAAUAAUAAUCGUUGUAGUAGUUGCCGUUGUAGUAGUUGCCGUUGUAGUAGUUGCUGUAGUAAUUGUUUUUGUUGUAGUUUAUAUACAAACAAAAUGUUGUUACAAAAUAUGGAAAGAGAUUUAGAUUAUUCUUCCUAUUUUCAUCAAAUUGUAUAUAAUCAUAAUAUACCCAAUUUAAAUCAUAUAUCAUGCACACUUAUAGAAAAAAAAGAAAAAUCAUAUUCAUGUAGCCCAAGCCUACCAGGUUUAUCAUUUGACCUAUCUAUAAAGACAUUUUUAUUGUUCAACUUUGAUCAUACGGGAAAUAUAAAAAUUUUUAAUAUCGAAGUUUGUAAAAAUGAAAAGGUAGACAUCCAAAAAAUGUGCGAUACAAUGAUUGACGUAAAAAAUAAGAAAUCCAAAAUAAUUUGUGUUAAUUAUGUUUUAAGACAGAAAAGAAUAAAAAUAGAAAAGAAAAAAAAGAAUUUAAAAGAAAUAAAAAAUGUGUAUAUGGAUGAUGUACAACAUAAAAUAAGUAUCUUAUUAUUCGUAGGAGAUGAAUAUGGAUGUAUUUUUAUUCUUUAUAUUAAUAUACCUAUACAAAUAGAUGAAAAUAAUAAAAUUAUUUAUCAUUUUAAUAAAGCUUAUAUAAAAUCCAAAGAAAAAUUACGUGUCCAUAAUAAUAGAAAAGUGUUCGAUAUAAAAAUCAUUGAUCAAUGUAUAUAUUCAUGUGGACAAAAUGGUAAUAUACUUAAAUAUGAAUUAUAUAAAGAUGAAAGAAAAAUAUAUUCUUUAUAUAAAUUAUGUUUAAUUAAAAUACCUUAUUAUUCUUCAUUAUAUAAAAUAUUGCCUACUAUAUAUAAUAUACCAAGCGAUACCUAUCAUACAAAGGUAUAUUCUAAUAGCUUAACAAAGAAAGAGAAACACAACCCUAGGCACAACAUCAACAAUAAUGAUAAUAAUAAUAAGAAGAAGAAUAAUAAUUUUUAUUAUUAUUAUAAUGAUGGGCAUCAUAAAUUUUCUACCUUUACCAAUGAAGAUAAAAAAAAAAUGAAUAACAUACACGAUAAUAUCUUCAUUUGUUGUUUUAAAGAAAAGAAAUUUGUCCUAUACGAUAUGAAAAAUAAAACCGAAUAUUUAUCUGUUGAAUGUGGUGGAUUUAGAAGACCCUUAAGUGUAUUUAUGAAAAGUCUUUCGAAUACUUCUUUAACCUUUUCUUUAUGUUUCUGUAAAGAAAAGAAUAUAUUUUUUUAUUUUAAAAAUAUUAAUAACAAAACAAAUAAUAUUAUACCAUAUGAACAAAUAUAUUACAAUUCUGAUUUUCAUGCAAAAAAUGUUUCAUUUCUUCUAUGGUUUGAUCAAAAUUAUUUUUGUACUUGUUCAGAGGAUGGGACCAUCAAAUUAAUGUACAUAAAUAAGAAGAAAAAUAUAAGGAAUAUAGAAAAUAUAAAAAAAACAGAACAAAACAAAAAUGUAAAAGUUAAUAAUUUGAAGGAUAUAAAAAAUGAUACAUUUAUUAAUAACAAUAAUUAUAAUAUAUAUGAUAAAAAGAAAAAAAUUAAUUAUUUGAAAUAUGAGUUAAGAAUUAUUCAAAAUGUAUAUAAUCAUACAGAACCUAUUUUUCAUAUGUCAUUUUUGAAAAGUCCAUUUUAUUUUUCUACAAAAUUUAAACUGUUUAUAUCAGUGGGUGCAAAAAAUUCGGCUAAUAUUUUUUAUACAUUUGUUCAUAAUGAAAAUUCAAAUGGGACAGCUACAUAUAAGGAACAUACAAAUAAUUAUCAUCAUCAUAAUAAUAAAAAUAAUAUAUUAGGUAAUACUAUUAUACUUAACAAUAUCGAUAAUUCAAAAAAUAAUGCACCUAUUAUUUAUCAUUUAGAAAAAUUGAGAACUCACCAAUUUUCUAGCAACUUAAGAUAUUUAUGUGUACAUGGUUUUUUUAAUAUUAUUUCUAAUGUAGAAUAUACAUAUGUUAUUCAAACGAACAUCUUUAUCGGUACAUCUAUAGGAUAUAUAUUUCAUUACACUGGGUUAUAUGAAUUCACUAUUUAUAAUAAAAUCAUCUUUUCAAAAAUUAUUAAACGUGCAACUAUUAUAUCUACAUAUAAUUUGAACAGCACAAUAUUGUCCUUGAGCUGGAAACAAAUAUGUAUCAAUAGAAAUUAUGAUAAUAUAGAUGGUAAUAAUACUUAUGAUAAAAAUAAUACUAAUGACAAUAAUAUUUAUGAUAAAAACAAUACUAAUGACAAUAAUAUUUAUGAUAAAAAUAAUAUAGAUGUUAAUAAUAUUUAUGAUAAAAACAAUACUAAUGACAAUAAUAUUUAUGAUAAAAACAAUACUAAUGACAAUAAUAUUUGUGAUAAAAACAAUACUAAUGACAAUAAUAUUUAUGAUAUGCCCCCAAAAGAACAAAAUAUAACAAAUGAUAACAUAUUUAUAACGAAAGAUAAAUAUAAAACAAAUUACACAAAUUAUGAACUAGUAAAUAUAUUAUUUUGUGGAUUAAAUAAUGGUAUGAUAAUUAUUUAUGAGCUUGAUAAAAAAUUGAAAUUAUUAAAAAAAAUUCAUAUUCAUCAAAAUGGUAUAAAUAAAAUAUGUGUUAAAAAAAAACAAAAAGACUACUUACAAAUAUAUACAUGCUCAGAUGAUCAAUCUAUAAAUAUAUUAAUUUUUAAAAUGAUAUAUACACAAAAUAAUAAAUUAAAAAAACUUAUCAUAAUACAAAAUACAAAAUUUACACAUUCACAUUUAUCAUCCAUUAGAUCUUUAUAUAUGUUUUCUAAUUACCUAUUUAGUGUAUCAUGGGAUCAAUAUAUACAUAUUUGGAAAAUACAAAAAAAUGAACAAAAAAUAUAUUUCCUAAACAAAAUAAGACAAAUUAAAACAUCAGUGUAUGAUGUUUCUUGUAUAAAUUCUUUUGUAAGAAAAAAAUAUAAAAACAUACAGAACAAUAAAAAUAAUACUAUUAAAUAUAAAGUUUAUUUAUGUGUCUCAGGAAUUAAUGGUAGUAUGGAAGUAUUCCAUCUCAAAUUUGCUCCAUAA